AAAUUUUGUGAAGAUAAAAAAAAUCCUACGAAUUUCGCGCCCAACCUCCCCUAAAAGCUCUUCUCCGUUAUUUUUAAACUUCGUUUAUUUUCGUUUCAUAAACGAAUCACUUCGCUGCCAUGGAAACGCCCGCUAAAACAUAAACAAAAUCUCUCUUGCCACUUUUGUGAUAUUUUUCCGGUUAAAAAUUAAAGAAUCUCGUAAAAAACAGCAGGAAUAAUUUGUAAAAUGAACACCACAUUCACGUCUUUCUUCAAAAUAGAUGGACUUCCCAUCCUACCUCCUCUGAUGACGGAAGCUGUGAGGAUGGAAAUGAGGCAGUAUAGAAGCCAGGCAAUUAAAUUGGAGGAGCGCUUGAAGCACAUGAAGGAGCUGGAAAGAGGUAAUAGUAACACAAGUGUCUUGGAGGUAACUCAAGAAAAUCCGGAUGAUGCCUUAGGGUACGUUACCUGCAAAUCUUUUGGAUCAAUAUCAGAUUGUGUGCCUGAAGUGGAGGCUGUGUCCAAUGAUAGAGAAUCUCCGUGGUUUGUUCCUGCAUCUGAGGACAGAAAGACAAGUAGAGGAUCUGAUGAUCUCGUUCUUGAGGAGCUGGCAUCAAAUCUAUCAAUUUCUGAACGAUCAAUUCCACUAGAGGAAGUUAACGGUAUUGCAAAAAGUGCCUCAGAAAUUCUCAAGUUACUCCCGGAAAAUAAUGAGCAGGAAGAAAUGCCUUUACCACGGCUGGUGAGAUCAAAUUCAUACACUUUGGAUGGUCCAAGUCCGCACCUUGUUGACUUGUUGAAACCACCAACUGUGAAAUCGCUUCCUAAUAGAGUUCCUCCUACCAAAAGUCCCGUUGAUUUGAGGAAGGUAAAGAGCAAAGUGGACUCUCGGCUGGUGUUUUCCAAAUCCAAGAAACUCGCACCAAAAAUUGGAAGUAGAAAACUUUCUGGAAGCACUUCUUGCACACAAAAUUGCAAAUAUCCACGAUCUUCUUCUGCUUUGGGAAAAAUGAAGUCUUUAAAAGGAGCUAAGAAGGUGGGACAGAAGAUAAAACCCAAAGAUGAUGUCAAAACUGUUUCUCCGGAACAAGCAAAGAAACCCCCGGAAACAUCUAUUCCUCAAAAUCAAACCGAUAUAUCGGAAUUUCUCUCAAAGAUUGAAGCAGAACACAAAGUCCGGAUGCAAGAAUUAUUGGAAAUUCAACUUGAAGAACAAAGAAAACUCCGUGAGAACUUCAAUGAACAGCAAAAACUUCUUGUUGAGUCGCUGAGGAAAACAUUCCCGGAAGUUGCAACGCCACAGGAUUCUAAUGGGAAUGACACCACAGCCACAAGUUUAACUCUCGAUGGUGGUGACAGUGAGUGGACAAAUGGGGAUUGCGAGAGCCUUCCGAUGUUGAGUACAAGAGCCCCGAAAAGUCAACGAAACUCCUUAGAUCACGUCACGCAGAUCUUCCUGAAGCAGCAUCUCACUCAAGUGCGUCAGGAGGUUGAUCCUCUUUCGCCACGGAGUGCAAAAGCCGCUUCGGUGAUCAACGCGCACGUCCGAGGCUACCUAGUGAGGCGCCUAUUGCGCACAGAAGCUGUCCAGCAAAUCAUUCAGACAUUCCACGAUACACGUCUUUUUCUCAUUGAGCUCCAUCGGGAUUCACAGAAUAAAAAUUCCAAUCCCACCGAUAUUGAGCUCAAGAGGAGACUUCUGCAGCAGUUGAGUUCCUCACUUGGAUCCCUCCAUGGAGUUUUCUUCCAGCUGCCGGUUAGCGAGAGAAUGGAUAUCAUUGCAAAGGAUCGUGAGAAUCUCCGUUUGCGCCUUCAACGAGCCACUGAGCGUCGCUUCCUGGAUUCCCGGAAGAGUCAGCAGCAAAUGAGUAAAAUGAAGAUCGUCACGUUGUAAGUGUUGCCUUUUAGAUCACGUAUUUCCUCCCCGUUUCUCAUUUACAUAAAUAUUUUGCUCUCUUAAUUUCAAUCCCCCCUCUAGAUUUUCCAUUGAAAUUCCAUAAAAAUUUGAAUGAAAUUGUUAUUUAAUAAUAAAUUUGGGGAAUUAUUUUUCACACCAAA
Messenger RNA from Lutzomyia longipalpis, 2039 nucleotides. RefSeq lists its product as uncharacterized. Gene Ontology annotation, cellular component: centriole. NCBI's taxonomy places the organism in Eukaryota, Metazoa, Arthropoda, Insecta, Diptera, Psychodidae. Bases 229 to 1875 code for a protein of 548 amino acids. Gene Ontology annotation, molecular function: protein binding. The transcript has 3 exons. The record is from RefSeq and is a predicted model, not a curated record. Gene Ontology annotation, biological process: centrosome duplication; centriole replication; regulation of cytokinesis.